Populus trichocarpa (black cottonwood) is the source of this 915-nucleotide messenger RNA. Its product is annotated as agamous-like MADS-box protein AGL12. NCBI's taxonomy places the organism in Eukaryota, Viridiplantae, Streptophyta, Magnoliopsida, Malpighiales, Salicaceae. Gene Ontology annotation, biological process: positive regulation of transcription by RNA polymerase II. Gene Ontology annotation, molecular function: protein dimerization activity; DNA-binding transcription factor activity, RNA polymerase II-specific; RNA polymerase II cis-regulatory region sequence-specific DNA binding. Gene Ontology annotation, cellular component: nucleus. The coding region runs from base 165 to 785 and encodes 206 amino acids. The record is from RefSeq and is a predicted model, not a curated record. The transcript is spliced from 7 exons.
AAAGGCAGCUUUACAAUGUUUUGAUUCCCAUUCUCUGGUGGGACUAUUUAAGUUCCGAAGCUGUCUUACUUGUGAAGCAAUUGUAAGAAAAGCUUCUGGGGGGGAGGAUUACAGCGACCGGCCUGAAGCUAGUUCAAACUAGUGGGAGGUUGUCUGUUAGGAAAAUGGCUCGUGGAAAGGUUCAGUUGAGACGUAUUGAGAACCAUGUGCACAGGCAGGUUACCUUCUGCAAGCGCCGAGCAGGGCUCCUUAAGAAGGCUAAGGAGCUCUCUGUGCUGUGUGAUGCUGAAAUUGGAGUUGUCAUUUUCUCCGCCCAUGGAAAGCUCUAUGAACUAGCCACCAAAGGAACCAUGCAAGGGCUCAUUGAGAGGUACAUGAAGUCCAGCCGUGGGGCUCAACCUGAACCAGCUGCCAUGGAGACCCAGCCGGCGCCUGAUCUGGAUACAAAGGAGGAGAUCAACAUGUUGAAGCAAGAGAUUGAAGUACUGCAAAAAGGACUAAGGUACAUGUUCGGAGCAAGAGCUGCAGCAGAAAUGAGCUUAGAUGAAUUGCUUGUACUCGAAAAACAUCUUGAAAUUUGGAUUUAUCAAAUUCGUUCAACCAAGAUGGACAUCAUGUUUAAAGAGAUUCAGCAGUUGAGGAACAAGGAAGAAAUAUUGACGGCUGCAAACCAACACCUCCAUAAUAAGGUGGAGGAGAAUGCUGAGAUUACUAACUUUGUGUCAGUAACCUCUGAUUUUCCGCACCCACUAACUAUACAAAAUGAAAUAAUAUUUCAAUAUUAGGAGUAGCUCGCUCUAAGUUUAGAGUGCAAUUGCGAGGUUACGUUUGGUGUUGCAAGCAAUGAAUAUUAGUGAUUAUAUAAUAUUUGUGAGGUGUGUUGCAUAAGUAAUAAACUUCAGAAAUUGUUACAUA